GCAGCGCUGAAAUCGUUUUCGUUUUCUUUUAAAGCUGAGUUUACACGAGCCACUGUCYCUCUUUAUAUGUUAUUCACUUACGAACACCAGAGAGGUAUAAAAUUUGCCCUACUUAAACAAUGUUUAACAAGAACUUUUCCAGAUCCGAACGUGAAAAUAUAACAUCCCAGGAAAAAAAAACAGAUUGGGGCUUUGUUUUAUUUGGCCAUUACUAGUCAAAUAUACMGUUCAGCGCGAUGCGGUAUGGCAAAGAAAACGUGUUACACAAKUCACCUAAUCGGAGUUAUUUACUCUUGAGGUUAGUCGUUCAAGCAUCCCAGCCGUAGAUGGCAUUUUUUCACGAAGGGAGAAAAGGCAUUUUCCUUGUUCGUGACACAAUAACAGGUCCAUGAACCUGCCGCCACGAGUCACGRUACACAACUUCCGGUAAAAUCACUUCCGUUUGAGUGUUACGAAUGCUGUAGGUCGUGUAGCCAUUCGGAAAGCGUCCCAGAAUUGUCCACCUUUCUUUGUGAAAAACAACUCAAUCAAGGUUGCUUAUAAGUAGAUUAGUGUUUCAUUCAUUAUCAAUAGUGUAAAGCCGGCCAAUAUCGUUUUGAACGCGAAGGUCGUGAAGUUAUUUCYGUGCCCAUGUUAUUGGUUGCUUGAAUACGUUCUAAUGAAGUGUGCGUCUGUCUUAGAGAUCUCUACAGUGAAAAAACUCGAGUCUUUGCCGACCGAACAACACUCGCUUUCCACAGAUACAGAAAUGGUUUUUCCUCAUACAAGAUUUCCUUCGUCGUAUGAAAAAUCUAGUCUGCACAUCUCAGCCAUCGAAGGAAAGAAUAGCCUCAGUUUAUUGAAAGAUUGCAAGCCAGGAAUGAAAAGGCCUUCGCAGAGUGAUGCCUGUCUUGGCCCGAGUACCGAAAAAAGAAAACGGUUCAACGUGACGCCAUUUUUCAUGAAGGAGGAAAUAUCCGAGGCUGACUUUCAAAUGACACUUAUCAAGCAGAGUCUUGCUUUGAAAAAGGAUUGGGUUUAUCAACAGGUUCUUGAAAAACUCGGUGUAAAGCCACCUUCAGGACAUAGUGUUCUGAGAUCAGGAGGCAUUGUUAGCAARACAAAAGCUGAAAGGAAUAUGCAUAUGUCACAACUCAACUCGAGCAUUUUAGUGCGGAGCAAGGAUGGAAACAAAGUCCACGACGAAGAAGGAAAUUGCUACAUUGACGAGGACGAUUAUAACUCUUUUUAUCGUCCGAAAGAACGUAAUAAUGGACAAUAUAAAGCAGAAAUGGCUUCCAGUGACGCUAGCGAUUGUCAAUUUACCUCAAAAAGACAUUUAAAUUUUACAUUUCAUGGUUCAAAUGGAGGGGUCGCUAUUGAUCACCAAACUCUACCUAAAGUCGUUGGAAUACACUCUGUUCCUCGGAAAUGUCACCCAGAAAAAGAACGUUCACAACCUAAAAAUAUCGCAGCAACGCUAGUUGGCUCAUCGUACAAAACCAUUGGAAAGCUAAGUCCCGUUGAAAAAUGCCCCGUUAAGGACGAAAAAUGGUGGCCACCAAGCCCCGAGUCUAUUCCAGAUGAAUUAUCACGCGAGGGAGAAGGCUUGCUUAAAGUUAUGACUCCUGAUGAUUUGAAAGCUUAUGGCCUUCCAAAACAGGAAAAUUCAAUAAAAGAGCCUUCUGAAUCAGAUGAUGACGUUUUCGUUACUCAAGUUUUGAAACGUGGAGUCGAUAACGUUUCUCCAUCAGUCCCAAAAGCCGACAUUCACAAUAUGCCACCGCUACAAUUAGAUGCUAAUGGGAAACCUUCAAACUACAAAGAAAUUCUACUGUACUACAUUACACAACAAGUCAAAAAUAACCCUCAGAACCCAUCUUUGAAGAAAAUUACCAACAAGGCCAUUGCAGGCCGACAGAAAACUAUGAACAUGGACGAACUUUGUAAAAAACUUAUCAAUACUCGAGAAAAACUGGAAAACGAACAAAUGAAGUGGAAAAGAAAAUUGCUGAGCAGUUUAGAGGUUGUGUUAAUUAAGAAGAUACGCAAGCUUGAGCAGGAAACAGAGGAAAAGGUACCCGAGGGAAUUAACCUCGAGGGACCGGCUAAAAGCGAACAAUCAAGUGGCAGCCAAAGUGACAUUGUGGCUGUAAUGGAAGAUUUGACAAAUGACGUUAGUGUUCCACGUGCCAGAAAGAUAAGUGAAACGACGACCACACGCCGGAGCGUAUCUGUCAUCCGAGGUUAUGAAUCAUCAUGAACAUUUUAUACACGAAGACAUUUUCUACCGCAAGCAACGAAAUGAGAUUUGAUGUAAUCACUAGGUUUUUUUUAUUUAAUAUUUGUGACUAUCUUGCUGCAAGAGUACAAGGAAAUUAAGAUUAUUUUAAAUUAGUAUUAUGAUUUGAUCAUUUCAAGUCUCAUUUCGUUGCUAUACUUUCAUUCAUGAAAAAAUAGGACUAGUUUUGACUAGGAUUUUUCAAUUUUACGUAACAAGUGAGUUUGCAACACUAAAGUAGCAAAAGUAUUUAUGUUUCGGACGAGAAUGAUUUUAGAAGUUCAAGUUUUAUGAACUGAUAAAAAAGUUCGAAUUUUUUAAACUACAGAGUAGUCGCUUUGUGUUGCUGCAUGUUACUGUUUUGAGGAAAUAAUGAUAUGUGUGCUACAAAUAACAAGAGAGUUGUGUAUAAUAAAAUAUAUAUACUAAAGUCUAUAUAAAAUAUAAAAAAUACUUUCUUCGAGAGUUAAAUUUGUACAUAAGAGGAUAUUUAUUAAAUAUUAAAAUGUGUUCUCAUUGAAAAA
Molecule: messenger RNA, 2784 nt
Organism: Exaiptasia diaphana
Lineage: Eukaryota; Metazoa; Cnidaria; Anthozoa; Actiniaria; Aiptasiidae
Exons: 3
Coding region: 659-2242 (527 amino acids)
Source: RefSeq, a predicted model, not a curated record